AUGCCGCGAUUACUAGAAAGCGAAAUUACAAAGUAUUUAGAAACUCUUGAAGAUUCAGAAGAUGGCUUAGACGGCUCGGACUCCGAAGUAGAGGAUGAAGGUCACUAUUAUCAAACAGCUCGAGAUGUUCUUCGGGACCUUGAAAAUAGUGAUGAAGGUGAGAAUGCCCAGUCUGAUGAAGUGGAUGCUGAUCCUCCUCUCGUAAUUAACAACGAUCAAAAUAUGCCAGACCCUCCUAUUUUGGAAGCCGGAGAAGCAGUACCCCAGAGUAGAUCACAAGGGAUUUCUAAGCGACCUCUGGUUUGGCGAAAACGGAAUCUUGUUACUGCUGAAGACAGCCUUAUUUUUAGGGGAGAAACUCAGAUAACGGAAGCAUUGAUGUCUUGUAACACGCCGGCUUACUGGAGUGAUAAAUUUGGUUAUGAUCACAUAAAAAAUACGAUGCCGUUAAAAAAAUUUGAAAAAAUAAGAUCCACUCUCCACUUUGCCGACAAUACGCUAUGCUUACCCAAAGAUCAUCCAGACUAUGACAGGCUAUUCAAAAUAAGACCUCUUGAGGAAAUGCUCAACUGCCAGUUUGGAAAGGUUCCCUUAGACCAAAGGCUUUCCAUAGACGAGCAGAUUCUACAAGGAUAUGCUCAUAGAUUUGAGGUUUACAGUGGAGGGGGCUCCAAAAAUAACAUCUUACCUGGUGAGCCAGAUUUGGGAGAGUCUGGAAAUACAGUCGUCAGGUUAGCUAGAAUGGUACCACGCAAUGUGAAUCACAUUAUAUACUUCGACAACUUCUAUACUUCUGUGCCUCUCGUCACCUAUUUAGCUUAG
Messenger RNA from Leptosia nina, 822 nucleotides. The record is from the annotation of a GenBank genome assembly. NCBI's taxonomy places the organism in Eukaryota, Metazoa, Arthropoda, Insecta, Lepidoptera, Pieridae.